AUGGCCUCGUCCUCACACCCUUCAUUUGCCCCUCGCUCCGUAUAUGCCAACGCAGGAAAACUCUCAGACAGACCACUCAACACCAAUAACCCUCUACCAUUUGGGUCCUCGGUGCUAUCUCGGCGUGAUCGCGGCGACUUUGGAGACACAGCUGGCAAAUCCCAGGGCCAUCAGACAGGCGCACCUCCAGCACACUCGCAGAUCCAGGGACAAGGCCAGCUUCAAGGAGGCGGCGUGAUGGGGGGCGUUGGACCGAAUGCCGGGAAUAACAACGUUAACAAUAACGUGAACAACCCAUUAAACGACCUUUCCGAGGAGCAGCGGGAGGAAAUCAACGAGGCGUUCACUCUCUUCGACCUCGACCGGGACCGUCACCUCGACUACCAUGAGCUCCGCGUUGCGUUCCGCGCACUUGGCUUCACGCUAUCAAAACCAGACCUUAUCUCUCUCCUAACAACAUACGGCGUGCCACGAACACCCAGCCCGGCCCAGCAACAGCAACAGUCGAGACAGCAGCAACCUCCACCGCAUCCCUCGUCACUAUUAAUGCCCCUCUCUUCAUUCCAGACUAUAACGGCCCGUAAGAUACUAGAACGAGACCCUCGAGAGGAGAUAUUACGAGCUUUUGAACUAUUCGAUGAAGGAGGGAAAGGGUAUAUUGACCUCGAGGACUUGAGGCGCGUGGCUCGUGAGUUGGGCGAGACGGGCCUGGAAGAGGACGAGCUUAGGGCUAUGAUUGAAGAAUUCGAUUUGGAGGGUGUUGGCGGUGUGACCAGGGAAGGCUUCGUUGGUAUAUGUUUACAGUGA
This is a messenger RNA of Trichophyton rubrum CBS 118892, 807 nucleotides long. RefSeq lists its product as uncharacterized. The record is from RefSeq and is a predicted model, not a curated record. Gene Ontology annotation, cellular component: half bridge of spindle pole body; mitotic spindle pole body. Gene Ontology annotation, biological process: spindle pole body duplication. Gene Ontology annotation, molecular function: calcium ion binding; microtubule binding. NCBI's taxonomy places the organism in Eukaryota, Fungi, Ascomycota, Eurotiomycetes, Onygenales, Arthrodermataceae. The transcript has 2 exons. The coding region runs from base 1 to 807 and encodes 268 amino acids.